AUGGGUAAUAAUUCAAGUCGACCUCCGCAAAUCGAUAAUUUACUUAAACUUGAUGGAUAUUUAUGGAACUAUCAAGGGGAAAUAUCACGGCGAUAUGCUGUUUAUUUGGAUUUUAUUAAAAAAAUUGAACAAUGCGGUGGAUGGGAAACGUUUACGACAGGAUAUCGCGAAUUUGGAAUGCAUGUGAUGCCAGAUAAUUCGGUUCGAUGUUUAGAAUGGGCGCCUGGAGCUGAAGCACUUUCACUCGUUGGCGAUUUUAACAAUUGGAAUGAUCAGGCCAAUCCGUACAAAAAACUCGAAUAUGGUAAAUGGGAAUUGGUAAUUCCAGCCAAUAAAGAUGGAAAUUGUGCAAUCAAACAUGAAUCAAUCGUUAAGGUAGCAGUUAAAAAGCAUGAUCACUAUAGAAAUAAACUUUCUCCUUGGGCACGUUAUGUUACAAGACCGAAAGAAACUUUCACUUAUCAUCAAGUAUUUUAUAAUCCUCCAGCAUCUCAAGUUUAUCAACAGAAGCAUCCAAAACCACCGAAACCUGUCGAUAUGAGAAUAUAUGAGGCUCAUGUUGGAAUAUCAAGUUGGGAAGGAAAAGUCAACAGCUAUCGCGAUUUCGCUGAUUAUAUUAUUCCAAGAAUACGUGCGCAAGGAUAUAAUACGAUACAAUUGAUGGCUGUUAUGGAGCAUGUAUAUUAUGCAAGCUUUGGUUACCAAGUAACGAGUUUCUUCGCUCCAGCUAGUCGUUCUGGAACGCCUUGUGAUCUAAAAUAUUUAGUCGAUAAGGCCCAUGAAAAAGGUAUUUUUAUUCUUCUGGAUAUAGUACAUUCACAUGCAUCGAAAAAUGUCGAUGAUGGUUUGAAUGAAUGGGAUGGUACACAAGGUUGUUAUUUUCAUGACAAUUCUCGAGGUUAUCAUUCGUUGUGGGAUUCCAGAUUAUUUGAUUACACUCAAAUCGAAACAUUACGUUUUUUGUUGUCAAAUCUGCGUUGGUGGAUCGAAGAGUAUGGUUUUGAUGGUUUCCGUUUUGAUGGAGUGACUUCAAUGUUAUAUCACUCUCAUGGAAUUGCUGAUUCUUUAAGUGGAGGAUAUGACAUGUAUUUUGGACUAAAUGUUGAUACAGAUUCUCUUGUCUACCUUAUGCUUGCGAAUUCAUUUCUUCAUCGUAAAUAUCCUGAUAUUGUCACAAUCGCAGAGGAAGUAAGUGGAAUGCCUGCUUUAUGCCGACCAGUCGAAGAAGGAGGUCAAGGAUUUGAUUUUCGUUUAGCUAUGGCUUUACCUGACAUGUGGAUUAAAAUUUUGAAGCACAAAUCAGAUGAAGAAUGGAACAUGAACGAUAUUGUUUUCACACUCGAAAAUCGCAGAUAUGGCGAAAAAAGUGUAGCAUAUGCUGAAUCUCAUGAUCAAGCUCUUGUUGGCGAUAAAACUAUCGCAUUUUGGCUUAUGGACAAAGAGAUGUACGAUUUUAUGUCAACGAAAACUCCACUGACUCCUAUAAUUGAACGCGGAAUAGCUCUUCAUAAACUUAUACGUUUAAUAACUUAUGGACUUGGCGGAGAAGCUUGGCUUAAUUUUAUGGGGAAUGAAUUCGGGCAUCCGGAAUGGUUGGAUUUUCCCAGACAUGGAAACAAUGAGUCAUUUCAUUACUGCAGGCGGCAAUGGAAUCUCGUAGACGAUGAACUUCUUCGAUAUAAAUAUCUGAAUAAUUGGGACAAAGCAAUGAAUGCUGUUGAAGAGAAAUAUAAGUUCUUGUCGCAAGGACCUGCAUACGUUUCGUGGAAACAUGAAGGCGAUAAAGUUAUAGCAUUUGAACGAGCUGGACUGCUUUUUGUUUUCAAUUUUCAUACUCAUAAAAGUUUUGCAGAUUACAAAAUUGGUGUCAAUAUAGCUGGAAUGUAUCGUUUGGUGCUAAACAGUGAUGAAGUACUCUUUGGUGGGAUUAAUCGAAUCGAUUCAGCUCAAGCAUUUCCUACAUUUCCAGAAGGUUACGCUGGUCGUCGGAAUCACCUUUGUGUUUAUAUACCAUGUAGAACAGCAAUAGUUUUAGCUCUAAAAGAGUGA
Messenger RNA from Dracunculus medinensis (Guinea worm), 2049 nucleotides. NCBI's taxonomy places the organism in Eukaryota, Metazoa, Nematoda, Chromadorea, Rhabditida, Dracunculidae. The record is from the annotation of a GenBank genome assembly.